Molecule: messenger RNA, 2610 nt
Organism: Paraglomus occultum
Lineage: Eukaryota; Fungi; Glomeromycota; Glomeromycetes; Paraglomerales; Paraglomeraceae
Source: the annotation of a GenBank genome assembly
AUGAAGCAAAGGCCUGAGAACAUUCCAAGAACGACGCGUCAUAACCCACGAGCUGUACCUGGAACUAAGAGCGUGCUGCUAAAAAAUGGAAUUAUCCUUGAUGGUGUCGGUGGUAUUGUACGCGGUGAUUUGUUAAUGAAGAACGGUAUUAUUGAAAAUUUUGGAAACGAGAUUGAUGAAGGAGAAGCAGAUGUUGUUAUUGAUGUUCAUGGGAAGUUUAUAUCACCUGGUAUUGUCGAUAUGCAUAGCCAUGCUGGGGUUGACUCAUGGCCUGAACUGAGAGGAUCCUCUGAUGUCAACGAGAGGACAGACCCUAUUACACCUUUUGUUAGGACGAUCGAUGCCAUUAAUCCAAGCGACCCAGCAUUUAGAAUUAUUGCUUCUGGAGGGGUUACAACUGUUUUGAUAAUCCCGGGAAGUGCUGAGUUGAUGGGUGGGGAAGGAUUCGUUAUCAAGCUACGUCCCGUUAGUACCUUGUCUGUCCAGGACAUGGGUAUCAAUGCCAAUGUAGAUCCAGGCUCCGAACGAAUAUGGAGAUGGAUGAAAAUGGCAUGUGGAGAGAAUCCAAAGAACGCUUUUGGUAACAGCGGAAAAGGCAUGCCUAAAUCGCGUCUCGGUGAAGCGUGGUUAUUCAGGAAGAAUUUUGACGCGGCAUCGAAACUCAAAGCAUCACAAGAUACUUGGUGUCAUACGGCAUUACGUCUAAACUAUAACGAGGCAAUGGAUUCCUUUUUUCCGGAAGAUCUUCGCUAUGAGAGCUUGGUUGCUUUAUUGAGGGGUGAUGUUCGAUUGAAUAUUCAUUGCUAUGAGACUAUGGAUCUCGAAGCCAUGAUUCGUCAUUCAUACGAGUUUAACUUCAACAUCACGGCCUUUCAUCAUGCGCUAGAUGCGUAUAGAAUCCCGGAUAUAAUCAAGCGCAGUAGAAAUCAGAUCACAAUAGCCACGUUUGCCGAUCACUGGGGAUAUAAGAAAGAAGCUUUCCAGGCGAGCACACAAUCUCCAAGAAUUUUGGCGGAAGCAGGAAUUCCAGUUGCUUUGAAAAGUGACCACCCAGUACUCAAUUCGCAACAUUUAGCAUUCGAAGCUGCUAUAGCUUCUUAUUAUGGCCUCAGUGAACAUCAAGCUCUUGCUGCCAUAACCUCUGUUCCUGCUAGAGCGUUGGGAAUUGAUCAUCGUGUUGGACGAAUUGCCGUUGGAUAUGAUGCUGACGUUUUGGUAUGGAAUAGACAUCCACUCGCCUUGGGAGCUUAUCCAUUGGAGGUUUUCAUUGAUGGGAUUCCUCAAUUUAACACUUCUUCGUCCGUCCUAAGCGGUCCAACAGAUGAGACAUAUACGUUUUAUAAUGCCACACGACACUCUCCUGUGGAUACCAAAGAACGUGUUGUAUCUUCGGUAAUAAUCAAGAACAUUGGUAAAAUAUUUGUUGGCGAAGAAUCCAUCAUGGAAUCAACGGCUACUGGUUCACUCACAAUAACCGUUAGUGAAGGCCGCAUUAUGUGUAUUGGGUCAGAUUGUACUAUCACUAAUACAAUUGGAUAUGACGUGGUUGAUUUGAACGGUGGAUAUGUAUUGCCAGGCAUCAUUGCCGCUGGAUCUGAUCUUGGGUUGUCAGAAAUAGAACAGGAACCAAUAACGCAAGAUGGAUAUGUCAGUUCAUUUAAGAGUCCCGAUCAUCCAGAGCGAAUAAUCAUUCGCGCAGUCGACGGGCUAAAGUUUGGCGGAAAGCAUCUUGAGGAAGCAUACAAAGCGGGCGUGCUUACUAUUAUCAGCCCUCCGAUGGCUCGUAAAGGCGUACUUGUUGGUGUGUCCGCCGCAUUUAAGAGUGGCGGCAAUAGUGUCAUUGACGAUGAGGACGAAGUUAUUGUCAAAGCAGAGGUCGCACUACAUGCACAAGUUGGUACCCCAUACAAAGACGAAUCGGUCACGACAGUGUCCGGUCAAAUAGCAUUCUUGCGCAAAGCCCUUUCCGAUAAUCUCUCGUUGGAAGGAUCGCCAAAUUUCUACGCGCUCGCCGCGAAAGGCGACAUACCGUUCGCAGUCUAUACGCAUAGUAAAGAUGAAAUCGCGUCUCUAAUCCGUCUAAAGGAUGAAAUAGAUGGGGCAGGGGGCAACCUUCGACUAGUUAUCGUCGGAGGAGCCGAAUCUUAUUUGCUGGCAUCUCACUUGGCCAAACGGAACAUACCGGUGGUCGUCAUUCCGGCUAGACCUGUGCCCGAACUGUGGACUGCUCAGAACGUACUCACUGGACCUCCCAUUAGUAACAAGACACACAUUGAGAUAUUGCACGAGCAUAAAGUCUUGGUAGGUAUUGGUGUAUCAGAUCCCGGGUUGGCAAGAAAUUUGGCAUGGGAUGCUGGAUGGGUGUGCAAAAAUUCGAAAAACAAUGCAAUUUCGGAAAAGGAUGCAAUUGGCUUUAUUUCCUGGAACUUGGAGCGGAUAUUUGGGGUCGGUAAACAUGUCGAGGGCAAGGGCAAAAAUAAGGGAUUUUCGGUAGGCGCAACUGCAGAUUUCGUCGCGUAUGAUGGUAGUCCGUUCGACAUGAGAAGUCGGGUUAAGCUGGUUGCUGGUGGUGGAAAGAGACAAAUUAUUAUUGAUCCUAAGCAAGAAUAA